AUGGAGCGCUUCCACCGUACCUUGAAGGCGGCGCUCAUGUGUCACGGAAACGCAGCCGAAUGGGUUUGUGCCCUCCCCAUCCUGCUGCUCGACAUCCGCACGACUCUGGACUCCGAACUUACUUGUUCUGUAGCCGAGCUUGUCUUCGGUACCACGCUUCGCCUGCCCUCUGAGUUCUUCGUCUCUCGGAUUCAGGACGUUCACGAAGCCCGUUCUUCCUACCUCGCAGGAUUGCAGCAAGCCUUCCAGCACCCUUGCCCUCCGCCGUGCUGCGGCCGACACAGCCAUCGCCCUUACGUCAGCUCACACCUCACCAUAUCUUCCCAUGUGUUGCUGCGUACUGACGCUGUCCGCAAGUCCCUUCCACCGCCAUAUUCUGGCCCUCACCCGGUUCUCUCUCUCUAUCUCGCACACCGCAGACCUCUGUCGUCAAGGUUAACGGAAGAGAGGAGAUCGUCUCCAACGACAGACUGA
This is a messenger RNA of Ornithodoros turicata, 474 nucleotides long. RefSeq lists its product as uncharacterized. The record is from RefSeq and is a predicted model, not a curated record. The transcript has a single exon. NCBI's taxonomy places the organism in Eukaryota, Metazoa, Arthropoda, Arachnida, Ixodida, Argasidae. The coding region runs from base 1 to 474 and encodes 157 amino acids. Gene Ontology annotation, molecular function: nucleic acid binding.